Orycteropus afer afer is the source of this 562-nucleotide messenger RNA. It is a transcript of the gene NOPCHAP1, whose product is annotated as NOP protein chaperone 1. Gene Ontology annotation, biological process: box C/D snoRNP assembly. Lineage: Eukaryota; Metazoa; Chordata; Mammalia; Tubulidentata; Orycteropodidae. Gene Ontology annotation, molecular function: box C/D methylation guide snoRNP complex binding. The record is from RefSeq and is a predicted model, not a curated record.
AUGGAGAUGCGUGGUCAAACUCAACCCAGCCCGAGCUGUUCUUCGUCCACCCCGGGCUGUUCGAAGGUGUCUGUGUCCAAGGAACUACUGACGGCGGGGAGCGGCAGCCUCGGAGGAAUAUGGGACAGAUUGCUCAUCAACUCCAAGCCUAAUUCCAAAAAGAGCUCUCUUCAAACAGUUCGGAUAGAGAGAAGUCCCUUGUUGGACCAAGUACAGACCUUUCUCCCACAGAUGGCCCAGGCAAAUGAAAAGUUAAGAAAAGAAAUGGCAGCUGCACCACCUGGUCGGUUUGAUAUUGAAAAUGUUGAUGAGACUCUUGGAAAAAUUAUACAAAUGGAUGUGGCCUUGUUUGAGAUGAAUCAGUCUGACUCAAAAGAAGAGGCCAGUUCAGAAGAGAGUUCAGAGGACAGUUCAGAAUCUGAGGAUGAAGAUGUCAGCAUUCCUUGUGAAGUCACCAUAGAUAAUAUUAAGCUUCCUAAUUCAGAAGGUGGAAAAGGCAAGAUCGAAGUGUUGGACAGUCCUGCGAGUAAGAAGAAGAAACAGUGAAAUAAAUGACCUGUAA